Messenger RNA from Rhipicephalus sanguineus (brown dog tick), 525 nucleotides. RefSeq lists its product as uncharacterized. The record is from RefSeq and is a predicted model, not a curated record. The coding region runs from base 1 to 477 and encodes 158 amino acids. The transcript is spliced from 5 exons. Lineage: Eukaryota; Metazoa; Arthropoda; Arachnida; Ixodida; Ixodidae.
AUGAACGUGAUAAGCCUGAGCGACGAGCUUCUCGUGGGACGGCAGUCGGCCGUGGACGAGACCAUCAGCCAGCUGCACCUCAACACCCAUUACGUGCUCUCGGUCAACGGCUUCCUCAACGCACUUCAGGUGUUGGCAGGCCUGGGCAACUUCUUCACGUACAUGAUCUUCGGCGUGGGCUCCAAGUCGCAGCACUUCCUGUACGCCUGCUGCUUCGGCUACUCGGUCAACGGGCUCCACUUUCUGAUCACGGGGCUCGCCUCGCAGCACGUCGCCGAAGUGCUGCCCAUCACCAUCUACUACAAGGUGUUCCAGGCGAGCGCGAUGAGCAUGUACUUCCUGGGGUCGGUGGCAGUAAUGACGUACGACCUUCCCACCAUGCCUGACGCCUUCUGUGGCAUGGCCACAGGAAUGUUCACCGGCCUGCUUCACCUGGUACACCUCAUCUACGUUUUGAUCUACGUACCAUCCCCAUGAUAUCACUUCCUCCGCCGAUGCAAACAAUGCGUUCUGACGAUAUUUUUU